Messenger RNA from Peronospora matthiolae, 2724 nucleotides. The record is from the annotation of a GenBank genome assembly. Lineage: Eukaryota; Oomycota; Peronosporomycetes; Peronosporales; Peronosporaceae.
AUGAUCGAAGACGUGGCGGUCUUUGAACAAGCCGCGAAGAAGUCUUGGCAGUCGUUUAGCACCAUGCGGCGCUUUGUAGACGAAGCCACGCGCCUGGAGAACACGAGCUGGCGUCUCUGGUUCAUGCAGGGACGACAUCGUCCUGAUUCAAGCGAUGGAAUCGACGUGGACCACGUGACUGAAGAGUUGCGGCUGCUCUGUGUCUAUUGUGAGCUGCACAGCGCUAGUUUGAGCUGUCACGGCUGCUGCCACGAUGCGUACUGUAUCAGUUGCUUUAAGCUGAUUCACAAGAAGGGCAACUUGGCUACUCACACGGCCGUCAAGAUCCACCAUCAGCACAUGGAAGGGCAUGGAGACGGUGGCGGUGGUGGUAGUAGCAGUGGCGCGUCUACUGUUACUGAAGAAGCGGAUCUGUCCACGACGUCGCUUUGGUCGAUGCGAAAGAAGAACGUGAAAAGUGACGUGGCAAAUGUGGGUGGAGGAGAUGCAUCGGGUUCGCUACAAAAGGCGGGGGAGUUUAGCACGAACAAGCCAUGGGAACUGCAGAUGGAUAUGCUGUUGCAACGACUUAUGGUGAACAGUAUACACAGCGAGCUCGACGUCGGUGUGCACAAUAUUGACGCUCGUGAUACGUUGGAUACUUUGACGACGGACGCCGAAGGCACGGCCCCGCUGCUUUCGAUUGGAGGCACAAGUGAGUCGGACGAGAAGUCGAACCAGGCAGUUGUGGCAGCUGCAGUUGCCGCUGCUGGUCGGCAUCGAGCACACUCGUUGACAUUUGAGGAGAAGGGGAAGACUCAUUCGCCUGUGAGACCGAAUGGGAUCCAUCCGUCACUUCCUCCCGGUGUAGAUGGCAACAUUCCUGAAGGCAUGGCACUGCCAACGAGUUUGUUUCCAGAAAACCGACCGCGAGCCAACAGUCGUCGCACGGACUCGCAGAUAUGCGCGAACUGUAGUGGGAACCAUAUAACGGUCGAGUGUCCUUUGUUGGAAAGCGCGUUUUUGCCUUCGACGAGUGCGGUAACGUCUGGAGGCUCCGGCGUUGACACAGUGCUGCGGAAGUGUUAUACCACAAUCCAUAACAGCAACAUGGCCAACAGUACGCACGCAUUCCUGGGCGAUGAAGUCAGCGUUCGGGGAGGCAGCAAUUUCGCAAACAUGAAGCAAUGGCCAUCCGGCAACGCCUUACAGCAGAUGGACCGGCCAUCACCGUUCGGGAUGAACGUGAUUGCCGAAGACAACUCGAUGGCAAACGAUGAUAUCGUUCCGAUGCUCGGAAAACUUGCAGUGCCGAAUGCAGGAGGUCGUCUUCACUCGUGGAGUGCUGACUCAUGGUUGUUAUCAUGCUUGGCAACUGAACUGCCUUCCGACGUGUUUGAGCAGCAACGCGAGCUAGGAAGGGGAGACAAGCAUCGAUCCUUUUCGGCUGAAGCUGACUCGAUGAAGAUAGCGCGCACAGGUUGGGCUCACGUGAAGGUGCAAGAGCGAAAGUGGUGCAAGCGCUUCAUGUCUUUGUACCGCAACAAUCUCUGGGAGUACUUGGAUACAAACGAAGCGAGUCGGCCAGUGGGUCAUGCCAACCUGUCGGAGGGAUCUGUGCAUCCGCAACACCAAAGCACGGUCGACUUUGUACUGAAGUACAACAGUCACUCAUCAGAUUUGUCGGCAUGCAAUGAGGUGUGGCUCAAAUUCGAUUCCAAGAAAGACGCGAAGCAGUGGAAGGAGGUGAUAACGCGGGCAACCACGCUGGACAUUGACGACCUGUUUGACCUUACUCCAGAUUCUCCUACAGGAACACCGAGAAAGAACUUUGAGCUGGGUAAAGGACGUUUUUCGGUUGUUCGUCGUGCACGCCGGAAACAGCAAUGGGGUGACUCCUCUUGCUCGCGAGAUUCCGCUCUCAAGAUCGUCGAAAAGAAGAUGUUUUGGGAUUUGGUUGCUCGUGAUACAGAACGCGAAGACACGGUGGUGCGCGAAAUUUUGACGCAGAGUCUGCUGACGGUCCGAUCGGGCUCUUCAUACUGCCCAGUGAUUCGGCUUCAGUCGCUCUUCGAAACGCGUGACCAUCUAGUAAUGGAGAUGGAGCUCAUGCGAGAUGGUGAUCUCCAUGAAGAAAUUGCAAUGAAAAGUGCCGUGGACGAGACCCGUGCGUCGUUCUUGAUCGCUAGUCUUGUACAGGCAAUCGAUUACUGUCAACGGAAUGGCGUUGCUCAUCGAGAUGUGAAGCUCUCGAAUCUUGCGCUCGACUGUGGACGUAGUAGUACAAGCGGAAAAGAGUACUCGGUGAUAAAAAUCGCCGACUUUGGCAUGGCCGCAUUUAUUCAGCCAGACGGAAUGUUAAGGGGGCGAUGCGGGACCCCAGGUUUUGUCGCGCCGGAAAUUCUCUCCGCUGGCAAAGGUCAAGCAUACCUUAGCGGAGUGGACAUGUUUUCUGCUGGCGUUGUGGCCUACACGAUGUUGUGCGGCUACGAGCCUUUUUUCGGUGUGAACGACGAGGAGCUCAUUCAAAUGAACAAGCGAGUAGACUACGAGUUUGAAGAACCAGAGUGGGCUAGUAUCUCCGACGAUGCAAAGGACAUGAUAUGUCGUAUGAUGGAGAAAGACCCUUACCAGCGAAUCACACCGAAGGAGGUGUUGAAGCAUCCAUUCCUGCGCGAAGCAAACAUUGUGCUGGAGGAGCUUUUUCGAGAGCAAGAACCGAUCCAUCCAACUCGAUUGCUAUGA